Molecule: messenger RNA, 328 nt
Organism: Acanthoscelides obtectus
Lineage: Eukaryota; Metazoa; Arthropoda; Insecta; Coleoptera; Chrysomelidae
Source: the annotation of a GenBank genome assembly
CGAACUUAAAAUUGUUAAUCACAUCAAGAAACUGCAAAAGGCAGGCUUUGAACCCACCAGAACUGAAGUAAAAAUCAUGGCGUUUAAUUUAGCUCAGCGAAUGGGGAUCCCAGAUAAAUUUAAUCAAAAAGAAGAAAUAAAUGAAAUAAUUUUGUUUUGUUUACCAGCCCAUACAACGCACUAUCUACAGCCUCUCGAUGGUGCCUUUUUUAAAACUCUUAAAAUCAACUUCUACGCUGAAUGCCGUUUUAUGGUGCAAAAUAACCCAAACAGGGUCCUAAAUCCCCUUCAAUUUGGUAAGCUGUUAGGUCGAGCAUGGGGAAACUAA